Corticium candelabrum is the source of this 1247-nucleotide messenger RNA. RefSeq lists its product as uncharacterized. The transcript has a single exon. The coding region runs from base 91 to 432 and encodes 113 amino acids. Gene Ontology annotation, molecular function: GTP binding. NCBI's taxonomy places the organism in Eukaryota, Metazoa, Porifera, Homoscleromorpha, Homosclerophorida, Plakinidae. The record is from RefSeq and is a predicted model, not a curated record.
CAUUGUGCACGGCUGCAUGCGCAGGGCACGUCGGCCACAUGGUAUAGUUUUACUGUUGCUUGUGUGUAGUGUUUUCUUCGUAUAGUCUGGAUGCGCAUGGCGCUGAUAGAGCGAACAGUCGUGUUUAUUGGUAGAACGGGUGCCGGAAAGUCGGCGUGUGCCAAUACUCUUGCUUCUGACGUUCUCUUUCUCGAGAGCGACCAGUCUGUAAGCGAGACGAAGUUUAUCGACACCCGCACGGUCGACGUCGAUGGAGCAAAAGGCCGGUAUCGCAUCAAAGUCGUUGACACAAUAGGAAUCGGAGACACAGAUCUGAAACACGAGGACGUACUCCGCCGUCUGGCUGUUGCUUGCUACGAAUGUCGGGAAGGAAUCAACGCUGUCUUCUUCGUCACCGGAGGAAGAUUUACUCAAGAAGAAGCAGACGCGUGAGACAUCAUUUGGAAGGUGCUCUUCAAUCCUAAAGUUAUCGAGCACACCACCAUCGUUCGCACAAGAUUUCCAAAGUUCAGAGAUUCCGACGCCAUAAAGAACGAUUGCGAUAAGUUGAGAAUUCAAAAAGGUGCGGGAAGCAGAAUAAUUGAACACGUCAAAAGGAUCAUCCACGUCGAUAAUCCACCUCAAGAAUAUCCAGGUUGGAUGGAAACGAGAGCAAAAUCACGAGACAUUUUAGUGAAUCAUCUCGCCGGUUGUGAAGCUGUUUGCAAACCUCCGGAGCUGGAUGAAGUCAACGAGCGCAUUGCCGAGCAAGUCGAGAAGAAACAAGCUUCAGACAGUAGAUUAGAGAAAUUGGAAAAGAAAUUAGCGAGGCACGUGAGCAGCUAGAAGAGACGAGAGUGCAGCUGCGCUUACAGCUUGCACAAGAAAAAGAGAGAUCGGCUGAGGCUGAACUACGACUAGAACAGGAGAUGAACGAUAUUCUUAUGAAGCGAGCAAGACAAAAGGAACAGAAACAAGAUACAGACAUAGUAGGGACAGUCGUGAAAGCUGCUGGAGAUUGGGUUGUAAACAGUAUUCGCAGUUGUAGUCUUAUGUGACGUUAAUUCUUGUUUAUGUAAUACGUGUACGUGGAGAUAGUGAUUUUAAAUAUGGUUUGUAUAAAAGACUACAUAACUAUUCGUUUUGUUGAAUUAGACCUUUUCACGGCUGCUGCAUGUGCCAUUUAAUUACAAUAACUACCUUACCUUUAAUGCUUCUUUCUGGUAUGUUCACAUCUACUUGGUCAUUGUAUUGGUCAAUGUAGUAGA